Molecule: messenger RNA, 744 nt
Organism: Trematosphaeria pertusa
Lineage: Eukaryota; Fungi; Ascomycota; Dothideomycetes; Pleosporales; Trematosphaeriaceae
Exons: 1
Coding region: 1-744 (247 amino acids)
Source: RefSeq, a predicted model, not a curated record
AUGGCUUCAAUGACUCCACCCUAUCAACCGCCGUCAGUUUCCAUGUACCAACCCCUAGUUUUAUCUCCAAGGUGCAGUACCGAAUCCGAUGACUCUACGCGCGUAUGCGAACGCGGUCCAUGCGUAUCGGAGUCGCUAUCGGCGACGGGGGAAGAGAUCGAUUAUGGCGCGCAAACACCGGACAUAGCAUGUAAGGACUGCCCCGACGAGACUCUGGUCGUACAGCAGUUUCGGUCAAGCCGGCGGGCCUCCGCUCCUUCCUUCUUGAAACCGUUUCAGAGGCUCAUGAGAAAACGACCUGAAUUGAGCAUCCCGCGAGAUCUCGCUUCUAUCACAACGACGCAUGCGCAGCGCGGCUCCUACACAUCGGACGCUCCCCAAAAAGAUAGAUCUGCAGCGAACCAGUACUACAGCAAACUCCUCCAUGGAAUCUCUAACCCCUUCAAAGAGACGAUGAUGAAGGAUCUUGUAGAAUAUCUCUCUGAUUCUACACCGAUCUGUGGGGAUAUGGAGGACUUCUGCAAAAUGGCCAUGUGCAUCAUAUAUAUCCUGAGGAAUUCGCGGCAUGAAAAGGAUAGAGAGAGAGCGGUCGAUGCAUUAGAGACAUACCUUAAGGAUCUUAUAGAUACCAAAUUCCCUGAUCCCAUCUUGAUCCUGUGGUGGUUGAUGGCAGAUGUUGAGGUUCAUUGGGUUAUGGUGACCAAGCAGAUGCAUCUGAGCUCGAAUAAGCAUCAGGUCGAUUGA